AUGGCCACCACAGCAACUUCCACCCGUCGCAACAGGGGCUCAGAAGUCCUACUGGCAUACGCCAGCCCUUCGGUAUCUCCGCCUUCGUCUGAAUCUGAUACCUCAUCAAUAUCCCCGCUGCGAGACGGGAGGCGUCGAAAGAACCGCGACUCCAGUAACGACGCGGACGACAGCGCUGAGCUUCCUGAUGGGCUCGUCGAUGAGGACUUCCGGGCUGGAGGUCCUUAUCUCUGCCAUGUCCCUGUGCGAAGUAUUGAGCUACACAGAUCAUCACCCUUUUCAUCCCCGAUGGACAGUCGUGGUCUUCAUCUUGUCCGAGUGAUUUCUGAGAUCCUCCGAUCUUACGAUAUCCAACCUCAACUCCUAGACUUCUGUGGUCGCAUAUCCACGAUAGACCCUGAGAUGAGCCCCACCCCGACGGUGGUUGUCUUGACGGAGAAUCGUCCAUUCGGUAACAGGUGGAUUGAUGCGUGUCGGUCGAUUCGAAGGCUUUUGGUGAGAGAGGGCUUAUAUCAGUAUUCCGUCGAAAUAGCCAGUAGGCGUGCCUUCCAACCUCCUUUUUAUUUUCCCACCAAACAUACAGAUGCUAUUUAUCGCAUGUGGCCUCACGUUCUCGAUCGUAUCCUGGCAAUGGAUAUUACUACAGACGUCAAUGCCAUCGACUGCUUCCGAAUGGGCUACGAAGAACGCCGGGAUGAUAACCCACCGACAGUCAUCUUGUCCGUGGAAAGGAGGGCCCAGAGAAACUGGAAAGUACUGCGUGAAAGCAUUGUACAUCUUCUUAACAGUCUGGGCCUUUGGAGCGUGGGUGUAAGCAUAGGGCCAGGCGCGGUAGUGAAACAGGUGGCUCAUCCCUUGGACCUCUAUAAGACUGGCGCACAAGCAGGAGUAAGCCUUGGAGUCCAUGGAUCUAAUAAUAAUAAUAAUAAUAAGGCUGCGGGGACAUUCGCCGGUUGGAUUGAAAUCGAAAAUCCCCGUACAAACCAAUGGGAAAAGUUUGGCCUGACAUGCUUCCACUGUGUCGACCCGGGACUCAAUUCUGUCCCAACUGCUGAUCAAGCUCAGCUGAAGAACUGGUAUAUAAACGGCAUACGUGCGGCAGACAACAAUGCCCGAAGAUUACUCCAUGUGGACCAGCCCACAGAAAAAGAUAUCACCAGAGAUUUGGAGAAUCAGAGAAAUUCGGUGACGGAAAUACUGAAUGACGCCACAUAUCGCAGGAUUAAGAAUGACUUGGAUGCGAACAACUUCGUCAUCCCUCCCGACAUGAGAAAAUACGAAGUAUCCGUACGCCGCAAAGAAGAAUAUGAGAAACGGAUCCAACGCAUUCAGCAGUUCAUGAGUCAAAAUGAGCAUAAACUCGGUUAUAUCUUCAGUGCUUCUGGAUACAGACACGAGCCAGUGACCACCAUCAAGCAUUCUUCUCUAACGACAUGUCUCGACUGGGCUCUCAUUCAAGUGAGACCGCAGCGAGCUUUCACCGCCAACGAAGUACUGGCUUAUGGUACACCUGUCAUCAACCUCCCGAUGGACCCCGGGGCUUCGAGCCUGAUUCUGUCCUCUUCUUGGGGAGAGUCUAUCCCUCAUGGCGCGCCCCUCUUCAAAGCUGGCCGCACGACUGGAUAUUCAGUCGGCGAAUACAAUGGCCUCCAUUCCGCCGUUAUCGCAAGGACAUUUGUGAACGGCAAGUGGGAAACGCAUACCACACUUGAACACUCGGUGUGUGGACGCCACGGAGACUGGUUCUCCCAGGAGGGUGACUCUGGGGCACUGAUCUUUAACAACCACGGAGGUGUUGUCGGCAUGGUUUUUGGUGGGAACAUGCUUCGGUCCAUUUCUUAUUUCACCCAUAUCGUUGACCUCUUCAAUGAUAUCAAGAAGAUGACAGGAGCUACUAAAGUGAGGAUCUUCGGGGAUGCCUACGGCGAUUGGUUUCAAUGA
Messenger RNA from Paecilomyces variotii, 1941 nucleotides. RefSeq lists its product as hypothetical. NCBI's taxonomy places the organism in Eukaryota, Fungi, Ascomycota, Eurotiomycetes, Eurotiales, Thermoascaceae. The record is from RefSeq and is a predicted model, not a curated record. The transcript is spliced from 3 exons. Bases 1 to 1941 code for a protein of 646 amino acids.